UAACUGUCAUGCCCCUUAAUUCUGGAAAAGAAAACCCCGUCUGUUGAAACAUUUUCCAGAAGGAGAAUCUUUGGAGUCAGCCAUUUUAGAGAAGCUCCAAGCACCUGCUGGAUGGAGAAACUUGUUAUAGUUAUCAAAGUUCAGGCUAUGCGCGCCACUUUUGGCUCCUGCCGGCUGCCUGCAGCCCUCAACGACAGCCAGGUAGGGGGAGGUGUGCGCGGUGUAUUGUAUUUUGACGCCGCAGGCAGAUUCAGCGGUAACGCGAGCUCAUCACACACUAUCAACUGGUCCUCCCUGAUGAUGUCCAUGCUCUGGUCUUCAAUGAGUCAGCCUUUUGUUAACCCAUGUAACGCUUCCAAGAUUAUGGGACUAGACGCAAUAAUCAGAAUUCGUCUCAGGGAGCCCAAGACUGCUGACUUUCUUGCGAGUAUCAGCAAGUGCCAGGGUUUAUUCAAAGAGUCUGUAGUACAAAGAAGCUGAUCGGAGUCAGGUCAAUCAACUCUGAGUGGACUGAUUCGGAGGUAAAUACAGCUGAGGCAUCAACAUCCCAUCACUAUGGCCAGCCUUCAGCUCAGUGAACAGAGGUUAAGGCACUUACCUUCGGGACGAUUUUACUUGAACCAACGCCGGUACAGUGGCAUCCACAAUGUCUGGGAUACACCACCUCCUCUGAAAAACGGGCAUGGAGCUCUGCUGACCAGGAGAAGAUGACAAUUGCUAUAGCCCUCGAGUAUUCGUGCAGAAAGAAAUCGGGGAGAAGCUGCAGUCAGAAAGUUCUGAACGAUUCUCACGGACACGCUGACCCAACUACAUCGGGAGCUCACCAUCAUGAAGGCGCUGUGUUGGAUGUAUGUCCGGUUGGAGGCCAGGGACUUUAUCCUGUCACCCUUCUUCUUCGCUGUGGUGACAAUCCCCUCUGUUACUGUUCCCUCAAAACCUGGAGGGUUGCCAAAGGCCAGGACACUCUCACCUGGCCGCACAGCUAAAGAGCUCCCAAGCGUCACUGAGGUGGGCAGCUUUGUCAAAGGUGUAAAUAGAAAGUAUCACUAAAAAA
Molecule: messenger RNA, 1054 nt
Organism: Oryzias latipes (Japanese medaka)
Lineage: Eukaryota; Metazoa; Chordata; Actinopteri; Beloniformes; Adrianichthyidae
Source: RefSeq, a predicted model, not a curated record